AUGAUGUGUUUUCGCAGCUUGUUUGGUCUGUAAUUCAUUUUCAAAAUCGAAUUUCAGAUGGGAAACGGGCCGGGGAAACACUCAAAAUCAUCUACUUCUGCAGAAUUGUGCUCGAGUUCUUCAACCAGCGGAACAACUUCUGCAGCUCCUUCGGCUUCACAAAAUGUCGUGUUGGAUCCGGUGAUUGAUGGGUAUUUUCAACGGUUGGCAGAUUCGCCGACAAGUAUUUCAAUGGCGAGAUUUGUGGUGAGUUUUUUCUCGCUGGUCAUAAUCCCGGUGUCAAAAAUGGCUUAUUUGAACAAAAAAUCAUGUAAAUUUUGGUUCUAGGUCGAAUUUUCAUAACUUUUGAGCUCUAAUAGUUGAAAGAUCGUGAAAUUUUAGCCCAGGACAUGGAAUCUGACGUUUUUAACCUUCAGGACCCUUAAAAUUAUGUAAAUUUUGGUCCUAGACCGAAUUUUCAUGAUUUUUAGGCUCUAGUAGUUGAAAGAUCGUGAAAUUUCAGCCGAGGACAUGAAAUCUGACGUUUUUAACCUUCAAGACCUUUAAAAUUAUGUGAAUUUUGGUCCUAGACCGAAAUUUCAUGAUUUUUAGGCUCAAAAAGUUGAAAGAUCGUGAAAUUUUAGCCGAGGACAUGAAAUCUGAUGUUUUUAACCUUCCGGACCAUGAAAAUCAUGUAAAUUUUGGUCCUAGACCGAAUUUUCAUGAUUUUUAGGCUCUAGUAGUUGAAAGAUCGUGAAAUUUCAGCCGAGGACAUGAAAUCUGACGUUUUUAACCUUCAGGACCUUUAAAAUUAUGUAAAUUUUGGUUCUAGGUCGAAUUUUCAUGAUUUUUAAGCUCCAAAAGUUGAAAGAUCGUGAAAAUUCGCUCCAGGACCAGAAUUUUGAAAAUUUUUAGGUUCUAAAGAUGAGAUUCAUCAAAAUUCGAUCUAGAACUAAAAUAUGCAUGAUUUCAAAAGUCCGGAAGGUUAAAAACAUCAGAUUUCAUGUUCUGGGCUAAAAUUUCAUGAUUUUUCAACUUUUGGAGCUUAAAAGUCAUGAAAAUUCGGUCUAGGGCCAACAUUUUCAUGAUUUUUGAGCUCUAAAGGUUGAAAAAUCAUGAAUUUUCACCCAAAACACCAAAUUUCACGAGAAAAAAUCCCCAUUUUUCAGGAGCUCUUCGAGCAAGAUCUCGCCGAAUCCCUUUGGCGUUAUUUCUCCACGUCACCAAGUCCACCAAAAGAAACCGACACAAUAUCUCGCCAAGAAUUCAACGAUAAAUUCGCCCCACUUUCCGGAUCAUCCACAGAUAUCUAUGUGAAAAUCCUGCAACCCAUUCAUCAUUUCAUCAAAGUUUGCUCGGAAUCUGCGGGAGCUCAAGCAAUUCGAGGUGAUGAACUUUUUAUCACAAAUUUGGUGGAGCAAAUGACGGCGGCGGAGAAAAGUGGAGAGGAGGAAAUUCUGAAAAAUAUUCUGGAGUGGCGGAGAUCGAAAUGUGAAAAGUUUUGUCAAUCUGUGCAAAAUCGCGUCAUUUCCAAAGCUACCGGGAAUCCUAGUGUAUGUCUUAAUUAAUUAAUUACAUAAUCAAGGUUUUUUGUUCAGAAUCUCCAAGAUUACUCCUCGGAUAUUCUGACACCACUUCAAAUGUAUUAUUUGCAAUCUUGUCUUCCGGCGACAUAUUUUCCCAAUCGAGAUAAAGUGAGUUUUGGGUGAAAUUUCAUGAUUUUUGAAGUUUUAGAGCUGAAAAAUCAUAUAAAUUCGGCCCAGGACCAAAAUUUUGAUGAUUUUUAAGGUCCUGAAGAUCAGAUUUAUGAAAUUUUGAGUCCUGGGCUGAAAUUUCAUGACUUUUGAAGUUUUAGAGCUGAAAAAUCAUGAGAUUUCGGUCUGGAACCAGAAUUUUGAUGAUUUUCAAGCUCCUGAAGAUAAGAUACGUGAAAUUUUGAUUCCUGGGCUGGAAAAUCAUGAAAAUUCGGCCCUGGACCAAAAUUUUAAUAAUUUCCAAGAUCCUGAGCAUGAGAUAUGUGAAAUUUUAAGUCUUGGGCUGAAAUUUCAGGAUUUUUGAAGUUCUAGAGCUGAAAAAUCAUGAAAGUCCCACCCUGGACGAAAAUUUUGAUGAUUUUUGAGAUCCUGAUGAGAAAAUACGUGAAAUUUUGAUUCCUGGGCUGAAAAAUCAAGAAAAUUCGUCCCAGGACCAACAUUUCGAAGAUUUUCAAGGUUCUGGAGAUAAGAUACGUCAAAUUUUGAGUCCUGGGCUGAAAUUUCAUGGUUUUUGAAGUUCUAGAACUGAAAAAUCAGGAAAAUUCAGUCUGGAACCAGCAUUUUGAUGAUUUUGAAGGUCCUGAAGAUAAGAUUCAUGAAAUUUUUAGUCCUAGAUGGAAUUUCAUGAUUUUUCAACUUUUCGAGCUCAAAGAUCAGGAAAAUUCGAUCUGAGACCAAAAAUUGGAUACUUUUAAAGGUUUUAAAGGGUAAAAAUGAAUCAUUGUGAAAUUCUAACCAAAAUUAUAUCCUAUUUUAAUGAAACGUAUUUUUUAAGGAAAAGAUUACUGUAAUUUUUCGCGCCAAAAAUUCCCCCGAUUUUUGCAGCUCGAAGAAAAACACUGGACCCCAUUAUACACAAGUCUCCAACACGGUAUCAGCACAAAUCGUUUCGAGACCCUAGUGUUUGAUUAUCGUGGACCUACCGUAUCCAUAUUUCGCCUAAAAGAUGGUCGAAUUGUUGUAAUUGCAUUGGAUCAAGAAUGGCGACAUUCUUCAGUGAGAUUUGGAGGUCCGAACACGUCAUUUUUCGAAAUUUCGCCGAAAAUUCGAAGAAUUGAUGUGAUAUCGAAUGCGGUUUAUUGUAAUUUGAAAUUGAGAACUGCUGCUUAUGGAUUGUCGUUUAAAGAAGAAUUGAAAAUUGAUAAGGAUUUUACGGAGGUUUAUGAUAUUGAGGUAAAUUUGAAAAUUUGAAUUUUUGAAUUUCGCGGUUGAAAAUAAUCUUGAAUUUUAUAAAUUCAAAAUAUUCAGCUCGAUAAUCAAUCCACGUGGCAUUUUUGCGCUGAAAAUUCAGUUUUCAAAUUGAUUUUUCUCGCGCUUGAAUAUUCCACGUGGAUUUUUGAAGCUUUGAUGAAAAAAAAAAUUUUUGGAAAAAAAUCCUGAAAUUAAAUUUUAAUGAAUACUUUUGAAAAUUUGAAUUUUCAAUUUUCGCGCCGAAAAAAAUUGAAAUUUUAACGCUGAAAUUCGAGGUUUUUUGAAGUUUUGGCUGGAAAUUUUGAAUUUCAAAUAUAUUUUUUGAAAAAAGUUAAGGUUAUAGGAUCAAAAUUUCAAAUUUCUGUCAAUUUUCGAACCCAGAAAAAUUUCGAAAUUUUUAAAAUUCAAAUAUUUAGCCACAAAAAAUCUCAGGAUUACUGUAUUUUUCGGCGCCAAAAUCAACAGUUUUUGAAAAAUUCAAAAUUCCGGUUUCCAGAAUUUUUACUGUUUCAAAAUAUCUACAAGAGAAAAAUUGAAACAUUGCUUCUUCGAGUCUCAAAAAAUCCACGUGGGCCAAAAAUUCUGAAAAUUGCAAGAAUUCCUCAAAAUUCCCCAUAAUUUUCGCAGGUUUGGGGAUGUUCCGGAGCCUCAACUCUUCAAGAACAACAAAAACUCAAAAAUUGGCAAAAACAACAAGCGGAAAAACACAAAAAAGUCCCAUUGCCCGGAAAUUGGGACGAUAAUCCCGACAAAACGCUGCUCGAAAUGGCCGGUUUCCAAUUUUCGAACGAGCGAAAAAAUAUGGAAAUGGAAGCGCGACAAAAAGAAGUUAUCUCAAAUCGAGAAACAACUACAACUACAACAAGUCAAAAAUAAUUUAAUUAAGAGCUUCUCGAUCUAAUUUUAUUAAUAUUAUUCAAUCAUAGUUCUGAAGAUAAUUUUUACUAGUCGAUUUAUUUUUUAUACAUUUUUGUCAUAAUUCAAAUUUUCACUUAUUGUAUAGCAUGUAAUUAUUAUAAAUAUUGUCUGAAAGAAGAUCCGUAAAGUCUAUAAAAUUUUUGUGAGACAAUUUUAUUUGUUCUUGUUUCAUUUUUAUGAGAGCUCUUAUAUUUUUGGCCAUUUUUUGCUCUGUCUCGAAGUCGCAAGGUAAUUUUGAGUAAAAACGAAGUUUAACAAAAAUUCUGCGAUUUUUCCAGAGACCCUGUUCGCUGCGCAACGAGAAAUCCUCAAACAUCUCUUCGAAAACCAGACUUUGGACAAAAAAUCGGCGCCAGUCUUCAGAUUUGAAACUGACAAUGCGACAAAAAUCGACGUUUGGUCCUAUGAAGUUCGGAUUUAUCGAAUGAAGGUCAUUGAGUUGGAUGAACCGCGUGAACUUUUGUCGGUUUCACUUCAUACAAUUCAGAGUUGGAUGGAUUUGAGGUUGCGUUGGAAUUGGAGCGAUUUCGGGGCGAUUUAUUCGAUGUAUUUGAGACAGGAUGAAAUAUGGACACCGCCUUUUGAAAUAUUUUCAGCGUGAGUAUAGUUGGCACGUAUUUUUUUGGCCCUCGGUUCGCGGUUGGUAUACUGUAUUGACAAACACAGUGACGCACAAAUGCACAAAAAUGUCUCGCGUCUCCCCAUUUUGCGCGCUAUUUUUCGAAAUUGGUCUCGCCACGAACCCCGAAACGCUAAAACGGCACCCGUUCGCUCCACCAAAGCUUAUUUCCAUGCAGUUUUUCACGGCGAUAAAGAUGGUGUAGAUACUCAGAUUUUGAUUUGAUGCAGCCGUUCUUGAGAUUUUGGUGGAAAAUUAAAGCAUGUCCCUUUAAACAGCGAACCGAGAUUCUUUGUUCAGCAACAAAAUACGUGUUGGACAUCGCAUUUUCAUGUUUUUCAAGUAAAUGAGUUGAAAUAUUGGAUUUUAAUUUUAUUCAUAUGAUUGAAUGGUCUAAGACGAACAGAAUCAUAUAAAGUUUGAUGAAUUUACGUUAUCCAUAAGUGAUUUAGCGACUUAUUGUCGAAUUUGAAAAAUGUGGCAGCCGUAAAAAAUGAAAAACAGUGCAGAGCUGAAUGAAUGACAAAGUCAUUACUUCGUCAGUCGCGUGCGGCUGUGCGUCGCGGCCGAAAAACAAAGGAAAAAAUAAAUAAUUGAUUGUUUUUCGACCGCGACGCACAGCCGCACGCGACUGACGAAGUAAUGACUUUGUCAUCCAUUCAGCUCUGCACUGUUUUUCAUUUUUUACGGCUGCCACAUUUUUCGAAUUCGACAAUAUCGACUAAAUAUCGACUAAACAUCGCUAAAUCACUUAUGGAUAAGGUAAAUUCAUCAAAAUUCAUAUCAUUCUGUUCGUCUUAGACCAUUCUAUCAUAUGAAUAACAUUAUAACCCAAUAUUACAACUCACUUGCUUAAAAACAUAAAAAUGUCAUUUAGUCGAUGUCCAAUAAGCGUCAAAUAUCGUUUUGCAGUUAUGAAGUUCGCGAUCACCGUGAUCCAAAUUUCCGUGCAAUUCAAGUAUUCUACACGGGCACAAUGAGCACACACAUCCCAUUAUCAGUGACCACAAAUUGCAAAUUGAAUAUGGACAAUUUCCCAUUCGACACUCAAAUCUGCGACAUACGUGGCGGUCUCGCCAUCAUGCAUCCAGCAUUUGUCAAAACCCACUUUCUAAUUUCCAACAAGACCGGAAGUUCUUUAUGUGAAAUGGGGAAUUCAGUUUGGGACGUGAUCAAAAUCGAGACAGGUCAAGUUGAAUUGCCUGGCGGAUAUUCGGGUUAUGCGCCAACAAGACUUGCGAUUCUUCGACUAACUUUGAAACGAAAUCCACUUUUCUAUAUGUAUAUGAUUGUUUUGCCAACAUUUUUCAUCAAUAUGAUUGCAAUUUUCGGAGUUUUUAUCAAGAAAUCAAGUGCGAUGGAGAGAUUAACAAUUGUGUUAACGCAUAUAAUGACAAUGACUUUUAUUCUAGGACUUAUCGCUGAAAAAAUCCCGAAAACUGAAGAGAUUCCACUUUUGGGAAGAUAUAUUAUUGUUGGAUUGUGUGAGAUGAUGAUCGCAUCAAUUUCCCAAAGUUUUAUGAAUAAUUGGUUUAUGUUGGCGGUUUUGCAACUUGUCAAUGUUCAUAGUUUUCUACAUAUGAUUUUGAAAUAUUUGGAGUUUGAGCAAAAUCAUGGAGAUAGAGGAACUUGUUAUAGUUUUACUAAUAAUGAUACGAUUUUUUACAUGGAUUAA
Caenorhabditis angaria is the source of this 6136-nucleotide messenger RNA. Lineage: Eukaryota; Metazoa; Nematoda; Chromadorea; Rhabditida; Rhabditidae. The record is from the annotation of a GenBank genome assembly.